CCUGGACUGAAGUCUGUGGCCGCUGCCUUAAGACGUGCGGGCUGGGCUGCGGCUGCCACUGCUCUCCGACCCGGGUCAGUGCAGCAGCAUGGAGCUUUGGGGGGCCUACCUGCUCUUCUGCCUCUUCUCCCUCCUGACCCAGGUCACCACCCAGACACCAGCCCCCAAGGUCAAGAAGGCUGCGAAUGCCAAGAAAGAUGUCGUGAGCACAAAGAUGAUUGAGGAGCUCAAGAGCCAGCUGGACGGCCUGGCCCAGGAGGUGGCCCUGCUGAAGGAGCAGCAGGCCCUGCAGACAGUCUGUCUGAAGGGCACCAAGGUGCACAUGAAGUGCUUCCUGGCCUUCACCCAGGCGAAGACCUUCCACGAGGCGAGCGAAGACUGCAUCUCGCGCGGGGGCACCCUGGGCACCCCGCAGACGGGCUCGGAGAACGACGCCCUCUACGAGUACCUGCGCCAGAGCGUGGGCGCCGAGGCCGAGAUCUGGUUGGGCCUCAACGACAUGGCGGCCGAGGGCGCCUGGGUGGACAUGACCGGCGGCCGCAUCGCCUACAAGAACUGGGAGACGGAGAUCACGGCGCAGCCCGAUGGCGGCAAGACCGAGAACUGCGCCGCCCUGUCGGGCACCCUCUAA
Messenger RNA from Suricata suricatta (meerkat), 631 nucleotides. RefSeq names its product C-type lectin domain family 3 member B (gene CLEC3B). The record is from RefSeq and is a predicted model, not a curated record. Gene Ontology annotation, biological process: bone mineralization; ossification. Bases 89 to 631 code for a protein of 180 amino acids. NCBI's taxonomy places the organism in Eukaryota, Metazoa, Chordata, Mammalia, Carnivora, Herpestidae. The transcript has 4 exons.